This is a messenger RNA of Zymoseptoria tritici IPO323, 1087 nucleotides long. RefSeq lists its product as uncharacterized. Lineage: Eukaryota; Fungi; Ascomycota; Dothideomycetes; Mycosphaerellales; Mycosphaerellaceae. Gene Ontology annotation, molecular function: polyubiquitin modification-dependent protein binding. Gene Ontology annotation, biological process: ubiquitin-dependent protein catabolic process. Bases 173 to 1087 code for a protein of 304 amino acids. Gene Ontology annotation, cellular component: cytosol. The record is from RefSeq and is a predicted model, not a curated record. The transcript is spliced from 2 exons.
CUUUGUUUGUACCUCUGCAUGUGAUCCACGUCUCUUUACCUCUUCACACCACUUCACCACAUCGGCCAGCUGUACCAGAGGAACGUCCAGCUGAACAGCACCCUCGAGCAGUGCUACGUCUCCCCAACUCCAUCAACGACACCGUUCACCAUCAUCACACCUCACUCCCAUCAUGGCCGACGACAACACCGCCACGACGGCGGACGAUAGCGAGCAGCAAAUCACCUUCAACGUGAAAUCCUCCGCCGACGCCAAAUACGUCGUCACAGUCUCCGCCGCCAUCACUGUCGGCGACCUCAAGCAGAAACUCUCCACCUCCGAAUACGCCGACCUUCCACCCGAGCGGCAACGAUUGAUCUACAGCGGAAGAGUGUUGAAGGAUGCGGAUACUGUUGGCAGCUGCAAGAUCAAGGAUGGAAACACCGUACACCUCGUCAAAGGAGCGGAGAGCAAUCAACGUCAGAACCCUGCGAACCAAGGUGGAGCCGCAGCGAUACCCUCAGCACCUGGUCAGCCUGCUUCCAACGUGCCGACCAACAUCGCCGCUGGGUCUGGAACUGGUAAUCCACUCGCACAACUGACUGGCGCACGAUACGCCGGCUUCCACGGCUUGCCCGGCGCGGAUACAUUCGGCGCAGAUGGCGGCAUGGGAGCACCACCUAAUCCAGAUCAAAUGUUGCGAAUGCUGGACGAUCCGAACUUCGCCCAGCAAAUGAACGAGGCGAUGAACAACCCUGCAGUGUUGGAUAUGCUACGGAAUAAUCCGAUGAUCAGGAACAACCCCAUGGCUCGCGCGGCGAUUGAGAAUCCAGAGAUGCGACGGAUGAUGAUGGAUCCAAAUGUGCUGCAUUCUUCUCCAGACCAUCAACCAGACCGUCGAGAAGCACUCUGGAAAACAAAUCUACCUCCUCGCCGUCGACAUCGAUGUCACAGACAUCUUCCUCCGCGCCACCCUCGCCGAACUUGCCUCUUCCGCAGGCGUCGGGGUCGGCGACAUCGCUCUACCGUCUCCCACAUCUCCAACACCUGCACCCCUCCCCACCAUCGGCUCCAGCGCGAGUGUAGACUGGCUCGCGGUGGCAGAUAG